AUGUUGGAUAUCGAUGAUAUUCUGGCCACCGAGAACGAGCUGCGUCAAGUCAUAGAGGACCAUGGUCCAUUCGAUGGCUUGUUAGGAUACUCCCAGGGUGGAUCGAUGGCCGCUCAAAUCGCCAUCAGGCUCCUCAUAGAGAACCCAUACGCCACACCCCAGGAGUUACCAAUCAAGUUCCUGGUGCUCAUCAACAGCGCCGUACCGCCUUUCAUCAUGCCGCUGGAUGAGCAAGAAGUCACGGACCUACCGAUUGAGGAGGCGCCAAAGCUGCAGAUGCUAUUCGACGUCUUCAAGGCGAACCCCGCCGAUCACCUGGACAAAGUGCGGCCGGCGAAGCUUGCCAACGGUAGACAGGCUCUCGUGAGCAAAACGCACUACAUGACGUUUUUCGACAAGGCUUGGGACGGCCACCCACUCUCCAUGCCUUCGCUGCACAUUACCGGCCUGGGCGACGCCCCAGAGUACGGCCAGCAACUGUUUGAUAUUGCCGAACCCGGUCAAGCGGAGCUGAUUGGGCAUGUGUUUGGGCACGACUUCCCGCGAGGGCUGGAUAUGAACAAGACGAUUGCCAGUUCGAUAAUGGCGCUGGCGGAUAGAGCCUUGUAG
Molecule: messenger RNA, 609 nt
Organism: Colletotrichum higginsianum IMI 349063
Lineage: Eukaryota; Fungi; Ascomycota; Sordariomycetes; Glomerellales; Glomerellaceae
Product: Duf341 family
Exons: 3
Coding region: 1-609 (202 amino acids)
Cellular component (GO): nucleus; cytoplasm
Source: RefSeq, a predicted model, not a curated record